Acaulospora colombiana is the source of this 1503-nucleotide messenger RNA. The record is from the annotation of a GenBank genome assembly. Lineage: Eukaryota; Fungi; Glomeromycota; Glomeromycetes; Diversisporales; Acaulosporaceae.
AUGGAGAAGAUGAAUAAUAGACUGGGCCCUGCUUGGAGCACCAAUUGUUUGAGGUCGUUGGAUGUGGUCGGGGUCAGGGUUUUUCAGGUGGACUCGGACAGGCCAAGGGGAAAGCGUUCCUUGGAGCUGACGACUUUUAUACGCUCAAAGGUGACGAAGGAACUCGAGCGGCGACGAGAUUCCUACACACGUUCUUCACCCAUUCGCACGUUGAUAGGCCAUUCACUCCUUAGCCAGCUUAUAUCGGCAUUCAAAUAUCUCAAAAUUAUAAAAAAUGACGAUCGAUCACUAGAAUUCUCCGAGUUCGGGAGUCUCCGCAAAAAAUUUGCCAGUAUCAUAGUCAACAAUCAAAACCACCUACUACUAUCAAGGUUACUGCUACUUCUAGAUGAAUCCACGCAGUCCAGCCAAACCCUGCACUCGCCACGUCCCUCCCGCGUUCAACGUUUCUCCUCUUUUCUGAAAAAGUCAAAUCUGGCGGCAAUUUGGGGUCGCAGACGAGCUUUAAUCUCAAUCAUGUCGACCGCACCGUCAGCCGCAUCGUCAUUGCCAGCUGCUCCUGAAAUCCCAGUGGGCUUCUAUGGGUCUCUCAAAUCAUGGCUAGCAUCCGGUCAUAAAGAGGCUGAAGUUGCAGAGGAACGUUUGCUACGUCGUCUGUCGACGUUCCGGUCCAAGAAUGAGCAAGACGUGUCGACCCCUUCUACCGCCAACGCUCGCAUCUCACAAGUCCCAUUAUCCAACGGCAAAUCAAGAUACAUUAACAUGUUAUCUAUCCUCCCCACCACCCCUGCGUACCCGCUUCCUGCUUCCAAGGGCCCCGCCAUCUCAUCUUCGGCCGCACCCGCUCCUUCCUCUCCAUCAUCGUCCCUCACCAAUGACAAUUCUCGUAGCGAAGCCCCCCCGACGACCGUCAUCUUACACGGCUAUGGUGCUGGUCUCGGCUUUUUCUCGCUCAAUCUCGAAGCCCUCUCGUCCUGGGUCUCCAAACGGGGCCUACCCGUCUACCUGCUGGACUGGCUAGGCAUGGGCCGGAGCGCACGUCCGACCUUCAAAGUAUCCGCAAAGCCCGCAGACACUAUCGCACGUGUCGACCAGGCCGAGUCCUUUUUCCUCGAUGCUCUGGAAGAGUGGCGGGGGACGAUGGGCAUCAACAAGAUGACCCUCGUUGGCCACUCGCUCGGCGCCUACCUCGUCACCGCCUACGCACUCAAGUACCCGCAGCAUGUCAGCCGGCUCGUUCUCCUCAGCCCCGCGGGGGUUCCAGCGGGGCCAAACACGACCGUGCCAGCUGCAGAACUCACCCGAUCGAGGACGCAUCCAGAGGGUAGUGAGGUCACCCAACCACCACGCGAACUCAAGAAUCCAAACUCAAAAGACGUAUCGGGUAUCAAACAAGAGCAAGUAAGGGAAAUCGAGGAGCAAAAAGAGCAAAAAGAGCCCUGGACGAGGAGAUUGGUGAGUGAUCGUCCGUUUCGUUUCGUCCGCGCACGUGAUGAGAUCUGA